AUGACCGACGCCAAUAUCCGCAAGCAGCUCUGGGAAGGCCACGUGCCAGUGUGUUUCUCCAUUGAUGCAUCGGAAAUCACGACGCUCCAAGUUCCUCGUCCAUACUACGCAAUGGUUCCGCGCGUGAGUUCACUCAUGUGUGCUGCAACGGAUGCCGUAAUCAACCACUUCAAAGACGUUGCGCCCCCCAUGCUCUCAAGCCAGCUUUCUCGCUACGUUUGGUUCGAGUUCAAGGGAUUGCCGCUUAAAUGGCACUUGCCGUUUGGUGUCCUUUACGACCUGCAUGGUGAUGACAUGCUGCCGUGGGAAGUCACAGUGCACUUUCAAGGCUACCCAUCGCAACAUUUGCUGCCAUGCGACAACCUGCAGGCCGUCGAAAUGCACUUCAUGAACAGCUACAAGCAAUCCAUGUUUUUGCUGUACGGCAGCACGAAAUGGAUCAUGAACUUGCCGCAGCAAAAGCACACGCAACUGUGGGAAGGCCACGUCAAAAACGACUUUUCGAUGUUCGAGUCCGUCCACGCCACCCUCGUGCCAUCGUCCGAGCCCAAGCGUCACGUGCCGCUACGAGUGCUGCUUCCCCACGAGCCCACGAUUCAAUUGCCCAUUUCACCAUGUUAGACAUCCAUGAUGACGUUAUCCUUCCGACGGAAGAUUGAGUUUGGUCACUGCAUGUAGCGUUGACCAGUGUCCGCGACGUCCUGUCGCAUCUGCUGCCGGACAUCGACUUGGACGCGGCCGCCGUCCGCCUGCACGGCAUCGACGUCGAACUGGAGCUGUCCAUGAGCGAAUUGUACAGGCACUUUGCCUACCCCGAUGGUUUUUUGUACAUUGCCGUCGUUGCUUAAGUUAAUCUUGUGUUUGGUCUUGCUAAACUAGUAAUACUAGUAGUAGUAGUACUACUA
Aphanomyces astaci is the source of this 905-nucleotide messenger RNA. RefSeq lists its product as hypothetical. The record is from RefSeq and is a predicted model, not a curated record. Gene Ontology annotation, biological process: autophagosome assembly; cellular response to nitrogen starvation; nucleophagy. The coding region runs from base 1 to 621 and encodes 206 amino acids. Gene Ontology annotation, cellular component: phagophore assembly site membrane; cytoplasm; Atg12-Atg5-Atg16 complex. The transcript has 6 exons. Lineage: Eukaryota; Oomycota; Saprolegniomycetes; Saprolegniales; Verrucalvaceae.